AUGUCUCAAUUCAAGUUAAAUGUGGCGACUCGCGCCAAUUUGGCUGAGCUGCUGCCAGUUGUUCUGAUUGCCACGUCCAUCAAUGAGGCUCGCCCUAGCCCUGUGAUCGAGAUCAACUAUGAAGAUACUGCCCUAAUCCCCGAUGGCGACAAGGCAGUCCUGCAGUUGGUUUCUGUCUCCAAGUCGUUCUUCGGCACUGGCAAUGCCAUCAAAGAACUUUAUGCUCAUUUCCCUUUCCUGGCUGGCAGGGACUCCAAGGUGGAGGAUGAAUGGAUUUCUCAGCUCGACUCUUUCACCCCGCUGGACUUCAAGGCCCUUGAGCCUGUUCUCCAGCGCCUUGACACCCACCUCAUCCUGCGGUCGUUCGUUGCUGGUUACGCCCUCUCUACCGCUGAUAUCGCGGUCUGGGGUGCCAUCCGCGGAAACCGAGUUGCUGCUGCAGCCCUGAAGCGUGGUACCCUUGUCAACCUGACCCGUUGGUAUAAUUUUCUAAAUGAGCUGUGCCCCUGGACGGCUUCAGCUGUCAACAACCUGACUGCUGCUGCUCGGGAGAAGAAAUCGGCCAAGUCUAGUGCCGGUGCUAGUUACGACAUCGCGCUGAAGAACACUGAAAAUGCGGCCCUUCUGAACGAUUACUUUGCCCAUGAGAAGUACAGUGGCACUCUUUUGCUCCGAUUCGAUGACACCAACCCUUCGAACGAGAAGCAAGAGUUCCAGGAUGCUAUUGUGGAGGAUCUUGCUCUAAUGGGAAUCAAGCCUAACAAGGUCUCUUACACCAGUGACUACUUUGCUGAGCUUUAUGACUACUGCGUCACCAUGAUUAAGACCGGCAAGGCUUACGCCGACGAUACCGAUAAGGAGACCAUGGCUGCUCAGCGCUGGGAUGGUAUUCCUAGCGCGCGUCGCGAACUUACACCUGAGGAGUCACUAGCUCACUUGGAGGAUAUGAAGAAGGGCACCCCCGAGGGUCUCCGGUGGUGCAUUCGUGCUAAGAUCUCCGCCGAUGACAAGAACAAGGCCAUGCGUGAUCCCCAUGGAGGAGUGACCCACGCUCUUCGCACCAUCGAGUACCGUGACCGCAACCCACAAUACGAGUGGAUGCUGAAUGCCCUCAACCUGCGCUACGUACAGGUUUGGGACUUCGCCCGCAUGAACUUCGUCCGCACUCUGCUCUCUAAGCGUAAGCUGACAAAGCUUGUGGAGAGCGGCGUUGUGUGGGGAUGGGACGACCCUCGAUUCCCCACUAUCCGUGGAAUUCGUCGUCGCGGUAUGACCAUUCCUGCCCUCCGAGAGUUCAUCCUCAAGCAGGGACCUUCCAAGGCCGUGACUUUGUUCGAUUGGGCUACUAUCUGGGCCACCAACAAGAAGUACAUCGACCCGGUGGCUCCUCGUCAUACUGCUAUUGUCACGAAGAACGUCGUCAAGGCGAAUGUUCUUGGUGGACCAGAGACCCCUUACACCGAGCAGCGCGCGAAGCACGCCAAGAACGAGGCUGUUGGCAUGAAGACUGUUGCUUUCAGCUCUUCCAUCAUCCUGGAGCAGGAGGAUGCUAAGCUUUUCAAGCAGGAUGAGGAGAUCACCCUUAUGAACUGGGGUAAUGCUAUCGUCCGUAAGAUUUCCACUGACGCCGAGGGUAAUGUGACUGGCCUUGAGCUUGAGCUGCACUUGGCUGGUGAUGUCAAGAAGACCGAGAAGAAGGUCACCUGGCUGUCUGACGCUAAGGAGGGCCCUCAGCUUGUUCCUGUAGAGCUAGUCGACUUUGACUACCUUCUCAAGAAGGACUCUCUUGAGGAGGACGACAAGUUGGAGGAUUUCCUCAACUACAACACUGAGUUCCGCGAUAGCGCCCUUGCCGAUGCCAAUGUGGCCGAGCUGAAGGUCGGAGAUAUCAUCCAGUUUGACCGAAAGGGCUUCUACCGCGUAGAUCAAGCGGCCGCUGCCGGUGUUCCUGCUGUGCUCUUCAACAUCCCGACCGGCAAGGGCCUUGGUGGGCGCUAA
Molecule: messenger RNA, 1998 nt
Organism: Penicillium chermesinum
Lineage: Eukaryota; Fungi; Ascomycota; Eurotiomycetes; Eurotiales; Aspergillaceae
Product: glutamate--tRNA ligase GUS1
Exons: 4
Coding region: 1-1998 (665 amino acids)
Biological process (GO): translation; glutamyl-tRNA aminoacylation
Cellular component (GO): cytoplasm; methionyl glutamyl tRNA synthetase complex; cytosol
Molecular function (GO): ATP binding; glutamate-tRNA ligase activity
Source: RefSeq, a predicted model, not a curated record